Closterium sp. NIES-67 is the source of this 1046-nucleotide messenger RNA. NCBI's taxonomy places the organism in Eukaryota, Viridiplantae, Streptophyta, Zygnematophyceae, Desmidiales, Closteriaceae. The record is from the annotation of a GenBank genome assembly.
AGCAUGGCGACUAGGGACUAGCGAAGGUUCUGGAAUCUACAGUCUAGUCUCCGAAAGCGCCUCGCCUCACCGCUCUCAGUUCUUUAGCUGGCCAAAUUCUUUCGUUGUUGGCCAAUCACUUCCGUAGGAGACGCCGCUCGUCGUCGUUCCUUGAUCAUCGCCAAGUACUCAUGGCGACAGCUGCUCGUCGCGCGCGAGUGGCCGUGGACGUUGUUUCCGACACCGUGUGUCCGUGGUGCUUCGUCGGCAAGCGAAAUCUGGAUAAGGCGAUCGCGGAGAUUGCUGACGUGGCAGAUGUCGAGGUCCGCUGGCACGCCUAUCAGCUGAACCCCAAGGCGUCCAAGGAAGGCGUGAGCAAGCUCGACCUCUACCGCUCCCUCUUCGGCGACAGAAUGCCGGCCAUCACUGCUCGCAUGACGGGCGUGUUUGAGGAGCUCGGGCUCAAGUACAACCUGGGAGGCCUCACAGGCAACACGCUGGACAGCCAUCGUCUGAUCAGCUUAGCGGGGAUGAAGGACAGAGAGCAGGGCGGUUUGCCUGCAAGCUCGUCCCUGCAGCACAGGCUCGUGGAGGAGCUGUUUCUGGAUUACUUCACACGAGAGAAGUUCAUUGGCGACAGGCAAGUGCUGCUGUCAGCAGCGGAAAGGGCUGGGCUGCAGGGAGCAGCAGAGUGGCUUGACAACCCACAGGCAGGCUUACAAGAGGUAGAGGCUGAAUUGCAACGCUAUCGGCCACGAGUUUCAGGCGUCCCACAUUUCAUUAUCGGCGGUCAAGAGUUUUCAGGUGCUCAACCCCCUGCUGUUUUGCUACAAGCCCUCAGAUCGGCAACAUCUACUGAUGCGUAAAUAAUAGUCGUGUAUAGAUCGUUGAUUGCUGUUUCUUUGGUGGUAUAUUAUGCUGUAGGACGGGAUUCUAUCUGAAGGUGCUAUGAAAGAGUGGCAAUAGGCCUUCAGAAUUCAGGCCAAAAAGGGCUGAAAAGCUGUAUAUCAGGGUGUUUUUUAAGGGCAUACCGUGAUUUUCAGCUUUUGAUUUUCAUCAAACCCGAG